Molecule: messenger RNA, 2543 nt
Organism: Toxorhynchites rutilus septentrionalis
Lineage: Eukaryota; Metazoa; Arthropoda; Insecta; Diptera; Culicidae
Gene: cactin
Product: splicing factor Cactin
Biological process (GO): mRNA cis splicing, via spliceosome
Cellular component (GO): cytoplasm; spliceosomal complex
Molecular function (GO): protein binding
Source: RefSeq, a predicted model, not a curated record
GUAUGUAUUUUGUUUACCCGCUGAUGUUGAACAUUCGUUUCGUGAAAUCACGCACAAAAUGUGGGAUGAUCCGGAACAGUUCAAGUCCACACCGUUUGUGUGGCGAAAGAAGCUAGAAAAACAAGGCUUAAAUGACCUCUCCCGGAAGGAGCUCGAAGUGCUCAAUCGCAGAAAACAACAGGAAAAUGUUAUCGAACUGGAGAAGCUUAAGAAGAGGCGACUGGAGCGCGAACAUCAGCGCCAACAGCGGGAGGACGAUUUGUACCUGAUGCAGCGCUCGAAGGAGGCAAACCAAUUCGAUGAGUGGCAACGGCAGGAGGAAACCUUUCAUCUGGAGCAAGCGAAGCUGAGAAGCAAGAUUCGAAUUCAGGAUGGUCGGGCGAAGCCAAUUGAUCUGCUGGCCCAAUAUAUAUCGGAGCAAAAUCUCGAAGAGUCCAUCGAGAUGCAAAUGCACGAGCCAUACACGUAUCUGAAUGGGCUUAGCUUGGAUGAUUUUGAGGAUUUGUUGGCCGACAUCAGAGUUUACAACGAACUGGAAAAGGGACAGAAUUCCGAUUAUUGGAACGAUUUGACAAUCAUUGUUGAGGAUGAAUUGCAAAAGUUAAGAAAAAUCGAGGCAGAAAAGCAACGAAUGGCUCCAGGAAGGAGAGAAGGCAUCCAUCAGAGUGUUGCCAAAGAUGUGACGCAGAUUUUCAAGGGCAAGAAUUCCUCACAGUUAGAGGAAUUGAAGAAAAAAAUUGAAGAUAAAAUCGAUAGCCGGCAGGAUGGCCUAGAUAUCGGCUACUGGGAAAGUUUAUUGUCUCAGUUGAAAGCUCAUAUGGCUCGAGCUAGACUCAGGGACCGUCAUCAGGAGAAUCUUCGUAAUAAACUAGAGCUGCUUAAGAAGGAACAAGAAAUUAGCGUAAAAACAGAAGAAUCUGAGCUUGAAGCUGGCCCAAGCGGAUCUGGGACAUCGAUCUCAAACAAUUUGGAACCUGCGGAUGAAUCAUCAAAAGAUGGUAGCAGUCAAUCGGAAUCGGAACAAACAAAAGAGGAGAAUUAUGAAAAUGAUUUGCUUACCGAAUGUUUUGAGCUGUAUAAAAAAGCCGGCUACGAGCCCAAAUACAUUUCGGAAUGUGAUCUCGAGUCUGGAAUAGAAAUAAUCUCCGCGGAAAAGGACGAAGAAGAGUUGGAUCUGUUGCGACAAAAAGUGCUCGGCAUUAAUCAGGAAGACGAAUCCUUCUCGAAAGAGGAGAUUGUUCUACGCAAGGAAGCCAAACGUGGCAUGAAUGACGACGAAGCUGAAUUUUCAGUGGAAACGCGGGUCGAUUCUCAAAUCUAUCUCUGGUCCGAUAAAUACAGACCGCGGAAACCCAGAUAUUUCAACAGAGUUCACACCGGAUUCGAGUGGAAUAAAUACAAUCAAACUCACUACGAUAUGGAUAAUCCUCCGCCGAAAAUCGUACAGGGCUACAAAUUCAACAUAUUCUAUCCGGAUCUGAUCAACAAAAAUGCAACACCGCAGUACUUCCUGACACCUUGCUCGGAUAAUAUGGACUUCGCGACGUUGCGUUUCCAUGCUGGGCCACCGUAUGAGGAUAUUGCUUUUAAAAUUGUCAACCGCGAGUGGGAAUUCAGUUACAAACGAGGAUCCGUUGCCAGUUUCAUAAUAAUAUUUUCCAAUUGUGGUUCCACUUCAAGCGGUACCGUUACAGGCGGUAAAAAGUGUGUCAUUUUAUCGUUCUGUGUAUGUGUACUGAAGAUGUUAGAUAAGAUUAGCUAAUAAACCUUUGAGCUGCAUUUUGAACGGAACACUGUCGUUUAAAUUAUGGUUAAGAAAUUAUGAAUAAUAACCGUUGGCGACUGGUUCUUCUUUUUAAAUGACCCUAACGUUUCUAGAGGAACUUCGCCGUCCCAACAUAGUAUUACUUGCGUCAUUUUUAUUAGUACUUAGUUAAGAUUUCUAUGCCAAAUAAAGCGCGAUUCACAUACAAUAUCCACGUCACGUUCACGUUCCGUCACGUAACGGUGCGUCAAUUAUCCUGCCAUGCAUUUCCUAUUGAAACAUUCACAUACACCAGCAACGGCAAAUCGAAGUUGCCAUUGUCGGUGUAUGUGAAUGUUUGCAUAAGAACUGCUUGGAAGAACAAUUGACGCAACGUGAUGGGACGGAACGUGAACGUGACGUAGAUGUUGUAUGCGAAUCGCACUUAACACGCCUCGAAUGUAUUCUGAGUGUCAAGCUCUAGAAUACGCGUGACCACAGUGCAAGUCGGAGGAAAUUUCUUCCACGAAAUAUAUCCCCGACCAGAACGGGAAUCGAACCCGAACCCACGGCAUGUUAGAUAUGACGCUACCCACUCGGCCACGGUCACACCGGUGACUGGUUAGCGAUACCAUAAAAAUUAUGAAAUUGAGAAUUUGGGAAUUAGAGAAAUCUAAAUGGUAAGGGAACUGGGGGGUAAGAUCAGCACCCGUUGAGUUCUACUAGAAAACUCUGAUAAAUUAUGUUUAUGAAUACUGUACAUGUUAGGGGCUGUCCACAUACCACGUGGACAACUUUA